Messenger RNA from Aspergillus wentii DTO 134E9, 660 nucleotides. RefSeq names its product putative cysteine dioxygenase. NCBI's taxonomy places the organism in Eukaryota, Fungi, Ascomycota, Eurotiomycetes, Eurotiales, Aspergillaceae. Bases 1 to 660 code for a protein of 219 amino acids. Gene Ontology annotation, biological process: L-cysteine catabolic process. Gene Ontology annotation, molecular function: cysteine dioxygenase activity; ferrous iron binding. The transcript is spliced from 3 exons. The record is from RefSeq and is a predicted model, not a curated record.
AUGUCUAUUGUCUCAACUGCUGCGUUGCCCGUGAAUAGCAAAUUCACCCACCAACCGCUUCCCGAGAAAUACUCUCUCGACGAUCUAGUGCACGAUAUCAAAACCUACCUCGGCCACUCAAGCGGAAUCUCCUCGUCCGAUGUUGACUCGGAAUACCUGAUCUCACUAGUGCGCAAGUACGAAGGUAGCGACGGGGACUGGACGAGGUUCUAUCACAACGAUCCGCAGAAAAACUAUACGCGAAACGCCAUCGAGAACAUCAACCGCAAAGCAAACAUUCUCCUCCUCGUCUGGAACCCACAAAAAGGCUCACCGAUCCACGACCAUGCCAAUGCCCACUGCAUCAUGAAAGUGUUGGCAGGGAAUCUGCGAGAGACCGUUUACCGCACUCCUGAUCAGGGCGCGGAGGGCUCUGCGCCCCUGCAAGUGCUGUCAGAGACAGAUCAUGCCCCAAACGAUGUCACCUAUAUCGCCGACGAUAUCGGUCUUCACCGUGUGCACAAUCCACAUCCUACCAAUGUGGCUGUUUCCUUACAUUUAUACACGCCGCCAAAUGCAGCUGACUACGGCUAUCACGUAUUCGACGGAGCGACGGGCAAGUCCAGCUAUGUACCGCAGGCCCGGGCAUAUUUGGCCUCGAACAAAGAGGAGACAAAGUGA